Messenger RNA from Rhincodon typus (whale shark), 1806 nucleotides. It is a transcript of the gene tubg1, whose product is annotated as tubulin, gamma 1. NCBI's taxonomy places the organism in Eukaryota, Metazoa, Chordata, Chondrichthyes, Orectolobiformes, Rhincodontidae. Gene Ontology annotation, biological process: mitotic cell cycle; mitotic spindle organization; cytoplasmic microtubule organization. The record is from RefSeq and is a predicted model, not a curated record. Gene Ontology annotation, cellular component: microtubule; spindle; cytoplasm. The transcript has 4 exons. Gene Ontology annotation, molecular function: GTP binding; structural constituent of cytoskeleton. Bases 8 to 658 code for a protein of 216 amino acids.
UACCAUCAUGUCUGCAAGUACCACCACACUGAGGUACCCUGGAUACAUGAACAAUGAUCUGAUUGGGCUGAUUGCCUCCCUCAUUCCCACUCCAAGACUGCACUUUCUUAUGACAGGCUACACUCCACUUACCACUGAUCAGUCGGUCCCAAGUGUGCGGAAAACUACAGUUCUGGAUGUCAUGCGAAGGUUGUUGCAGCCAAAGAACGUGAUGGUGUCUACUGGCAGGGACAGACAAACUAACCAUUGUUAUAUUGCAAUUCUAAAUAUUAUUCAGGGAGAGGUGGACCCUACUCAGGUACACAAGAGUCUACAAAGAAUAAGGGAGCGGAAGUUGGCCAACUUCAUUCCAUGGGGCCCAGCCAGUAUACAGGUGGCGCUAUCACGCAAAUCUCCUUACUUGCCUUCAGCCCAUCGUGUAAGUGGUCUCAUGAUGGCUAACCACACCAGCAUCUCCUCACUGUUUGAGAGAACCAGCAGACAGUAUGACAAGCUUAGAAAGCGAGAAGCUUUCUUGGAACAGUUUCGCAAAGAGGACAUGUUUAAGGAAAACUUUGAUGAGCUGGAUACUUCUCGAGAGAUUGUGCAGCAAUUGAUUGAUGAGUAUCAUGCUGCUACCCGUCCAGACUAUAUCUCCUGGGGCACCCAGGAGCAGUAAAAUAUAACUUUAAUAGGCAACAUUACAGAGUUAUUCUGAUUUGAUAAAUAACAUCUAUAUGUAUCUCUGUCUGCUAUUUGUGUUCAGAUUUCCUUUGUGUGAAGAAUUGAAUAUCACCAAACAAGGCAAAUGUACAACAUGCCCUCGAUCAGGCCAGCACUGGUCUCAUGUGUGUAACACAGAUGUCCCAUACUAUCACCAGACACGUUGAAAGAAAAAUUGUGUGAAACUUGGUAAUUUUGACAUUAUUUGGAUAGCUGUACCUGUGUAACUGAAUCUCAGUUAGUUUAGUAAUUCACUGUUGCACACUUCUCUGCAGGUUUGAUUGCAGCAUUGGUGAGAGCAACAUAUUGCAUAAAUGUGGAGUCAGCUUUGUGUAUAUAUCACUCUGAAAAGACCUGCAUAGAUGCUUCUGUUAAGAAAAUCUGCCCUAUUUCAUCAUAAGCUUUUUUUAAAAAAAAACAUAUGACAAAAGUUUGCAACUUUCUUUUAAUAAAUUUUGGCGUGACUGUGCAUUUCAAGCAGUGUCAGUUGAGACUAUUAUUGAUCUCACUUUCCCACUGAUUUACUGGAUAUACAGUUCAUACUACUGAAUAUAUUGACUUACUUAAAUUGUGAAGUAUAAUGUUUGUUUGCCAAGUGCAUUAUGUACCUGGUCUCAGCUCCCUUCAGAACAUUUGAGACAAGAUGAACUGGUCAUAUUUGCUUCCCAUCGAUGGAGAAAUGCAGGUACAGUCAGCUUGGCCCAAAUGUUUGAACACUUGCCCUGGGGGUCACCAGGGUUGUUGAUACACUUGAGCAGUGAGACAUCAGUAAAGCAUACUGCUCAUUUAUUGAAGCAACCAUUGGUUUAUCAAAAGGUUACAGAAACCUAGAUCUUAAACUCAACUGUAUAAGUGUUAAUUGGCAUGCGUUUUGAUUUUACUUGUGGUUUCUUUAGUCUCCACGAAGUCACAAAAUCUUAUCUGUAUGAGUGAUCCCUUCAGCAAAGAUGCUGUUAAAAAUGUUCGAAUCUGUUUCAGUUAUGCUAAGCUUUGCUUAUUGAGUGUGUGGGAAUCUCUUAGGAGAAGUCUGUACAUAAUGGAGUAGUGUAUUAUUAAGCAACUCAAUGUGAUGCAUUCUAAUAAACAUUUUCUACAUAUCCACAA